Messenger RNA from Sphaerodactylus townsendi, 396 nucleotides. Its product is annotated as gallinacin-14-like. The transcript is spliced from 2 exons. The record is from RefSeq and is a predicted model, not a curated record. NCBI's taxonomy places the organism in Eukaryota, Metazoa, Chordata, Lepidosauria, Squamata, Sphaerodactylidae. The coding region runs from base 81 to 272 and encodes 63 amino acids. Gene Ontology annotation, biological process: defense response to Gram-positive bacterium; defense response to Gram-negative bacterium; innate immune response in mucosa. Gene Ontology annotation, cellular component: extracellular region. Gene Ontology annotation, molecular function: CCR6 chemokine receptor binding.
UAAUCUUUUCCUGUGCCUUCCACUCUCACUCCGACCUCUUUGCUGUGAGUUCCAGAUCCCAGCCAGAACUUGGAUCAAGCAUGAAGAUCUUUUGUCUUCUGUUUGCUCUUAUGCUCCUACCAUGCCCAGCGAUUUCAGCAAAUAUACGUGGCGAUACUGUUGCUUGCAAGAGGGACUUCAAUUUUUGUGCCACUUUGAUCUGCCCCUUCUUCUACAAAGCAAGUGGAACUUGUUACAACCAAAAGCAGAAAUGCUGCAAACCCUGGAUAUAAAGUAAAUCCUGCAAUCCUCCAGGAACAGGUCUUUCCCAUGAUCUGACGAUAUACCUGCGACCCUCACCUUCCUAUCUGUGUAUCUCUAGCAAUGCAUCUAAUUUAAAUAAACGCAUAUGUAUUA